Messenger RNA from Helicoverpa armigera (cotton bollworm), 1896 nucleotides. RefSeq names its product H/ACA ribonucleoprotein complex subunit 2-like protein (gene NHP2). The record is from RefSeq and is a predicted model, not a curated record. Gene Ontology annotation, cellular component: box H/ACA snoRNP complex; cytosolic large ribosomal subunit. Gene Ontology annotation, molecular function: box H/ACA snoRNA binding. Gene Ontology annotation, biological process: maturation of LSU-rRNA; snRNA pseudouridine synthesis; rRNA pseudouridine synthesis. The coding region runs from base 109 to 579 and encodes 156 amino acids. Lineage: Eukaryota; Metazoa; Arthropoda; Insecta; Lepidoptera; Noctuidae. The transcript has 2 exons.
CAAUUUCUAGACGUAUUCUUCAUUGUCAAUUUCACGUUGAUGGCUUGUAGUGGCGUGCGCACGUGUUUACAAUAGAAUAAACGAUUGAAAUAAAUAAAAUAUAUCAAAAUGGGCAAGAUUAAACAGGAGCCCGUAGAACAGGAAGAGCAGGGAGACGUCAGCAUUAAGAAUGAGCCACAAAGUUACGAUGAGAAGGUAGACCACUGCAGCGUGAUCGCGAAGCCGAUGGCGCCGAAGAAACUCAGCAAAAAGAUCUACAAACUAAUUAAAAAAUCUACUUCACACAAAAACUACAUUAGAAACGGACUUAAAAUCGUGCAAAAGCAACUGCGGCUGGGAGAAAAAGGCCUCGUCUUCUUCGCCGGAGACAUAUCCCCGAUCGAGAUCAUGUGUCACUUACCUGCCGUCUGCGAGGAGAAGGACAUCCCGUACUGCUACACACCAAGCCGCAAAGACAUUGGUGCAGCUAUGGGUACCAUGAGGGGCUGUGUCAUGGUCUUAGUAAAGGAACACGAAGAUUAUAAAGAUUUGUUUGAUGAAGUUAGAGGGGAAAUUAAGCUGUUAGGACAUCCUAUUUAGGUUUUUAAAGACUAUACAUAUAGGGGUUUGUUCUGAUAUGUAUCUCGGUAUACUGGCUAGCGUUUGUGAUGUCAUGAAUUUAAGCCAUCUUAUUGUAUUAGUUAGGCUAAUGUUCAUCGACAACAUUAAUAUCCGUUUUCUUAUAACAAGGGUUUACUUUAUGGAACACUAGCCGUUUUCCCGCAGUUUCACCCACGUCCCGUGGGAGCUACCGCCCGCACUCUGAUAAAAUAUAGCCUAUGUUACUCGCAGAUAAUAUAGCUUUCUAAUGGUGAAAGAAUAUUUAAAAGCUGUCCAGUAGUUUUUGAGUUUAUCCAUUACAACCAAACAAACAAACAAAGUUUUCCCCUUUAUAAUAUUAGUAUACAUAAAAAUGCAUAGUAAAUACUUUGCUUUUUUAUAAACUGAUGUUUAUGAAGUCGGUGAAUUAGGGCCUAAGAGAAGUGUGAUAUUCAUGUUAUGACAUACAUAUGGCUAACAGAAACAUGAUUCUCAAAGAAUUGUUAAUUUAUGAUGUUACUAGCGCUGGUCAGUUUACUGAGAUAGAUUUCAGAACACAGCUAGCUAGGAUAUUUUGUAGUUAAAAAUGUUGUGCUAUGAAAUAUUGGCAAUUUGUAAAUUGUAUGUGUGCCUUAGUUUUCUAUAGUAACUUUGUUGUACAAAAAGAUGUAUUCUAAAAUGGGAUUUUCAUUGUGUACAUAUGUCUCUACCAUCCAUGCAUGCUGAGGCCUUUUUAAGACAAUUUUAAUGAAAUGUAAUACAAUUUUUAGUUGAAUACAUUGGUAGAAUCAAUGUGAUGAGUAUGUAAUUUGUUAAAUACAUUUGUUGAAUGCACAAAAAAUUAUAGUGAGUGUUGUUUUUGGUAUUCAACCUUAUUUUUUUUUAGACAACAUCUUUUUGUAUGUAAAUACCUACCUCAAUGUACAGCAAAAAAAAUAUGUUGGUAUUUGUUUCAAAAAGCCCCAUUAUAGUAGACUAUGCCAAAAGAUGGCUAGCUAACUAGACAAGUUUUCCUAGUAACUGGUGUUAUGUAAAUUAAUUUCAUAGUCAACAUAAACUACAAAAUAUUGUAAUUAUCAUGAGCCUUCCAAUUACUAUAUGAUAAGCUGGAAGUAACUGGUUGACAUCUUUUCUUAUAGUUCUUGCUAGGCUCCUUAUAAAGCCUGAUAAAUACAAUUUAUUUGACACAUAUAAAUAGUAUGAAUUAGGUAUAUUUUUUAAGUUUAGGUUAAGUACAAAAUAUUGGUUUUCAAGGAUUAAUAUUGUGAAAUGGUGUUCUUGUGAACCAAGAUUUUUAAAUAUAGACAUUAUUACUUA